AGUUUGUUGUUGUUCGUCAGUGGGAUAACACCGAAGACUGUUCUGUCCAUCGGAGUCUUACUUUUUUUUUUUUUUUUCGUUAGUAGGAAAGCACAAAUUAAGAAGAAAAGAUAACUAGUAUUUCAGUACUGUUUAUUUUGUUAAACAUUGAGAUGGGCAUGGCGGAGGCGGCAGCGUGGGUCACUUGGACCUUGCUAAUAUCGAUAGUGCUGGUUUAUGUUGUUUACUGGAUCCGCCACCGCCGUCACCAGCACUCCAUAUUCGCCCGCUUGGGAAUCCCAUACGUCCCGCCUCACCUCAUAUAUGGCAGUAAUCACACUCUACGAGGUCGAGGAGCACUUGCUACCAAAGUUGUAGGCCAGUGGAUGAAGCAGUACGGCAAGGUCUUCGGCUACUAUGUUGGAUGGCAGCCGAAUUUGGUGGUAGCUGACCUGGAUCUCGUCAGGGAAAUCCUUGUACGUGAAUUUCCAACUUUCGCUAACCGACCAACUUUAGUGAUCGACGCUCAACCCGUCGUGGAUAGCCUGGUGGGGCUCAGGGAUCAACGAUGGAAAGAUGUGCGCUCUGUGCUGGCUCCGACCUUUUCCGUGGUGAAAAUGAAGUACUACAUGGGCGGAGUCAUGAAUGAAAAGAUCAACGAACUGUUGUCAAUUGUUUCAAGGAAGGUCAAACGAGGGGACCCCAUCGAGUGGCAUGCCACCUACCAGGGGAUGACGUUGGAUGUGAUCUGUGAGUGCGCCCUCGCUCUAAAAACACAUUGCCAGCGGGACCAAGACGGCGACGACUUCUUUUUGGCAGUGCGACAGUUUCUUAGAAAUGCUGUAAAUACAGCUAUUCUUCUGGCACUUUACUUUAAAGUUUUUGCUAAAUUUCUGAGCUUUGUCAGUAAUCGUCUAGCAUAUUCAGGUCGUAUGACAAUGAUGAUUGUCAACCAUCUGAAGACCGUGAUCACCAUCCGUCGCCGUGACUUGUCCAUCAAACACUUGGAUGUGUUGCAACUAAUGCUGGAUGAGGCAGAAAACACACAAAGCGACAAAGACUCUGUAGCUGAAAACAACUCUAGAUCUGGCGCAAAGAGGGAGUCCAAAAAAUUGACUGACGAAGAAAUAAUUGCAAACGCUUGGGUCUUCCUGCUAGGAGGCUUUGAGACCACAGCCAACACAGUGACCUACAUGAGCUACUUGUUGGCUGUUCAUCCAGAGGUGCAAGACAAAGUCCAUCAAGAACUGUGUGAUGUGCUGCAGGACAGCCCGGAGGAGCUGACCUAUGAACAGGUACACAGCCUCAAAUAUCUGGAUCAAGUGUUCUGCGAAACCCUGAGAAUCUACCCGCCCGCAGUGAAUUUUGUAAGCAGAGAAGCUUCUCAAGAUAUUCAGCUGGGCGACUUGUUGAUUCCCAAGGGCAUGAGCAUCCAGAUCCCACUGUGGCACAUUCACCGCGACCCCGACCAGUGGCCCAGAGCGGAAACAUUUGACCCGGAGAGGUUUUCUCCAGAGGCUCGGGCCACAUGCACCCGACAUCCGAUGGCAUAUAUUCCUUUUGGCGCUGGACCCAGGAACUGCCCUGGAAUUAGGUUUGGACAACUCGAGGCCAAACUAGCAGUAGCAAGGGUCAUCAGGAGAUACAAACUCGUGGCAUACGAAGAUACUCCACUGCCUCUGGACUUCAAGAUUCCCACGGUCACGCUGAACCCUUCUGGCACCGUGCUGAUGAGAGCCGUGCCCAGGCCGUGUUCCUUCCCGGUGUCUCCCAAAGCGAAGUAAACUGUUAUGGUACGCAACAUUCUCAAGACAGACAGAUUAUGUGCAUGCACUGUAGCAUCAUAGUAACUGUUCUUUCUGGUAGUGCGCAUAUAUACGUAUGUAGAUUGUAGAGUUUAGUAAUACCCAUCAUACACCAUAAGAAUCUUGGCAGUGUAACUUUAUACUACUUGUAACUAUGUGGCUAUACAAUAUUCAGUGUUUGCAUGUAAUUUUUUAUCGCUUUCUAGCAGACUUUUAUUGUUUGGGUGAAUUUUUCUUAGUAAACGUGUCUCAAAUUAUUUUUAGAAACAGUUGUACUGCAUACUUGAUAAAGAAAAAAAAAAAGAAAAA
Molecule: messenger RNA, 2093 nt
Organism: Scylla paramamosain (green mud crab)
Lineage: Eukaryota; Metazoa; Arthropoda; Malacostraca; Decapoda; Portunidae
Product: cytochrome P450 3A56-like
Exons: 6
Coding region: 153-1763 (536 amino acids)
Molecular function (GO): oxidoreductase activity, acting on paired donors, with incorporation or reduction of molecular oxygen; heme binding; steroid hydroxylase activity
Source: RefSeq, a predicted model, not a curated record